AUGGCCAUCAAGGAUGCGUUUGCCAAGCUUACCAAAAGGGGGUCCGUCAUCAAGAUGCCUCCGUCACUUGUCACGCCCAUCGCCGACGAGAAGAAGAACGACACCAAUGAUACCAAUAGCACCAAUGGCACUGCGGCCAACGGUACUACCAUCAACGACACCAAGGUACAAAAGGACGAGGAGCCCUUGAACAACAAAAAGACUGAGAACUCCCCGCGCUUUGUCAUCAUCGGCGCCGGUGCUCGUGGCUACGGUUACGCCAGCAUUAUCCACAAGCUCACCAACGGUGUUGUCUCUGCUGUUGCCGAGCCUCUCAAAUUUAGCCGUGAGAAUCUGGGUAAAAAGUUCAUUUGGCAGGACGAGCAGCCCAAAGAGGGUCAGUCGUUCUCUGGCUGGAGCGAGUACCUGGACUAUGAAAUCGCCCGCCGCAAGCGUGUUGCCGACGGCGAAGAGAACGUCCCUCCUGGUGCAGAUGGCGCCUUUGUAUGCGUUCAAGAUGCCAUGCACGAGGCCGUCAUCGUCGGAUUGGCUCCGUUGAACCUUCACAUCAUGUGCGAGAAGCCGCUCUCGACUACGCUCCAGUCCUGCCUCAAGAUGUACCAGGCCCUCAAACCGACCAUGGCCACAAAUGUCUUUUCCAUCGGCCAUGUUCUCCGUUACACUCAGCACAACAUGCUCCUGAGAAAACUCAUCGUCGAGGACAAGGUGAUUGGCGAUAUCAGCAGUGUUGUACACACCGAGCCUGUUGGCUGGUGGCACUUUUCCCACUCAUUUGUCCGUGGUAACUGGCGAAAUGAUCAAACCUCUGGACCAUCGCUUCUGACAAAGAGCUGCCACGAUGUCGACUUUCUUCUCUGGAUGCUUUGCUCUCCCGAAAAGGCUGGCCAAGGAGAGCCCCAUCUCCCCUCUACGGUCUCGUCUCAGGGUGGACUCAAGUUCUUCAAAAAGAGUCGCAAGCCGGCGGCUGCUGGUGAUGCGACCAACUGCAUGAAGUGCCCCCUCAGUGAUUCUGGCUGCAAAUACUCCGCCAAGAACCUAUAUGUUGGCCCGCACCGUUACAGCUUGGAGGGUGGCAACUUGGGCAUGCCAGUUAACAUUGUCGUCCACGAUAUCGAAGACUACAAGACCAUGGACGAGAAGAAAGCUGCCAUGACCAAGGCGCUCGAGGCCGACUGGGAUGAAUCAACACCCAAGGAGGAGGUCGCUGCCCGCCAGUGGUACGGCCGCUGCGUCUUCGAGGCGGACAACAACGUCAACGACGAGCAGUUUGUCACAAUCUCUUUCCCCGAGACGGACAGGCCCGCCAAGCAUGUCACCUUCCACAUGGUCGCCCAGACCAAGAAAAUUUGCGAGCGCUUCACCCACUACUACGGCGACGAGGGCGAGAUUUACGCCGACGGCCACAAAAUCACCGUCGAGAACUUUGCCACGGGCGAGAAGACGGAGCACGACCCCAAGUAUGUCGCGGGCGGUCACGGCGGUGGUGACCAGGGUCUCACUGGCCAGUUUGUCGCUGCAUGCGAUGCCGUCAAGAACAAGGGCUGGACUGCUGAAAAGGCUCAGAACGAGUUCAUUGGCUGCACGCUGGACGAGGCGCUCCGUAGCCACGCAAUGGUAUUUGCGGCCGAAGAGGCCCGCAAGGACCAAACGGUUUUAGAUUGGCGGCAGUGGUGGAAGGAGAAUGUUGGCGAGCACUCGAAAUAA
Molecule: messenger RNA, 1704 nt
Organism: Akanthomyces muscarius
Lineage: Eukaryota; Fungi; Ascomycota; Sordariomycetes; Hypocreales; Cordycipitaceae
Exons: 1
Coding region: 1-1704 (567 amino acids)
Molecular function (GO): nucleotide binding
Source: RefSeq, a predicted model, not a curated record